Molecule: messenger RNA, 1785 nt
Organism: Ipomoea nil (Japanese morning glory)
Lineage: Eukaryota; Viridiplantae; Streptophyta; Magnoliopsida; Solanales; Convolvulaceae
Product: GPI mannosyltransferase 1
Exons: 4
Coding region: 231-1556 (441 amino acids)
Biological process (GO): GPI anchor biosynthetic process
Cellular component (GO): membrane; glycosylphosphatidylinositol-mannosyltransferase I complex
Molecular function (GO): alpha-1,4-mannosyltransferase activity; GPI mannosyltransferase activity
Source: RefSeq, a predicted model, not a curated record
AUAAAUAUGACAAGUAUUAAAAUACUCCGUAGUUGAAUAUAGAACAAAAUUCCCAACCAAACGCGACCUUAUUGAUUUCAUGUCAAGUCCCCCCAAAUCGUCCCCGGUUUGCUCCGAUUCAAAAGUGCCGCCAUGGCCGGAGAACUCGAAGGAUUCAAACUAUGCUCAAAUGAAAUUUAAUUCUUACAGUAGUUCAUUUUGAGUUGCGCAGUUGCUUAAUCUAGUCGUUGAUGAAAUCCAUGGCGGCGGUGAACCUCCGCUCUUUGCUGCUAUUCUCUGCAUUUCUUCGCUUCUUCUUGAUCCUCUACGGCGAAUGGCAAGAUGCCCACAUGGAAGUUCGAUACACCGACGUUGACUACCUCGUAUUCUCCGACGCCGCUGCCUUGAUGGCCAAAGGGGAUUCCCCCUACAAAAGAUCCACCUAUCGCUACUCACCCUUAAUUGCUUUCCUCCUCAUCCCCAAUUCAUUCCUUCACCCUUCUUGGGGGAAAUUCCUCUUUUCCGCUUCAGAUCUGCUGGUGGGGUUUCUGAUACACAAAAUCUUGAAGCUAAGAGGGGUGCCGGAGAAAUUGAGUACCUAUUCAGUAAUUGUAUGGCUUUUCAAUCCAUUUACCUUUACCAUUGGAACUCGUGGAAACUGUGAGCCCAUUGUUUGUGCUAUGGUUCUUUGGAUCAUUGUCUGUCUCAUGAAUGAUUGUCUUAUACAAGCUGCACUUUGGUAUGGAUUUGUUGUCCACUUGAGAAUCUAUCCUAUAGUUUAUGCACUCCCAAUAAUUUUGGUUCUUGAUCCUCUAAACUUCCAGCCUAGUAAGAAGCCCACACUCACAGAUUGGAGUGCUAGAAAGCCCCAGGUAGCAAAGAGUUCAGGUCGUAGAAAACUUCCCGAUCUGCAUUCUCUUUGGUCUUUCUUCACGAGCAUGUUUACUUGGAGGAGACUUAUGUUUGGAUUUAUUUCUGGUUCUGUGUUCUUUAUCUCAACUGGAUUUUUCUUCUAUCUGUAUGGAUGGGAAUUCUUGAAUGAAGCGCUGCUAUAUCAUCUCACUCGUACAGACCCGAGGCACAAUUUUUCCAUAUACUUCUACCACAUAUAUCUGAAUUAUGAACGCGAUUUCUCAAUCUUGGAGAAACUCGUUUCUUUUCUUCCUCAGAUUAUGGUGCAGCUUGCUCUCAUCUUCUGUUUUGCUCAGGACUUCCCAUUUUGCUUUUUCGUGCAGACAGUUGCAUUUGUUGCAUUUAACAAGGUCAUAACAGCUCAGUAUUUUGUCUGGUUUUUCUGCCUAUUGCCCUUGAUACUACCUUGGACUAAUAUGAAGCUGAAAGGUAAGGGCUUGGCUUGCAUUCUUUUGUGGAUUGGAGCUCAGACACAUUGGUUGCUGUGGGGUUAUUUGCUCGAAUUCAAAGGGAAGAAUGUCUUCAUCCAACUUUGGAUAGCAAGUUUGCUGUUCUUGGCUGCAAAUACCUUUGUCCUUACCAGUAUUAUAACGGAACACUAUUACACUCCAGUCUUCCGCCACUCGCAACAUGGAGUAUCAAACAAAACUGUGAAACACGAAUAAGGAGUCCUCAAUUCACACGGGAUUUUCAGUAUCAAAAGUUUUUUUUUUUUCUUUCUUUUGGGAUACCCUUAAGAGGGAUGAGUGACUUGAACUGCUAACCUUAUAUCUAGGAGGCUUAGGAAAGUUAUGCCAAGGGAAAUUAGCUAAAUUUUGUGUAAUCAACUGUGUUUUUUGAGGGUUGAUUUUUAUACCUCAGAUUCUCAGUAAUGAAUGCAUUUUCUUUCUAUUC